AUGGACCUACCAUUAGAAAUUUUGGUUGAGAUUCUGUCGAGGCUCCCUGCCAGAGCCGUAUUCCGAUGCAAAUGCGUGUGCAAAACCUGGCUCGAGAUAUUAUCCGACCCUCAAUUUGUAGCCUUGCAUUUUGCCGUUGCUCGUGCUCGUCCAGGCCUCGUNGUGGAUUUUGAAGAUAAGAUUGAUCACCACGAUCUCGAUCAAGUUUCACUUGUGAAAUUUGAUCUCAAGAGGCUGAGUGAAUCCACAGAUGCAAAUAUAGUUCUCGAUGGCUCUGUUAAUGGCUUGUUGUGCUUGAGGGAUACAAAGUACGAACACGAAACUGUUUACGUUUGUAAUCCGAUUACGAGGGAAUAUGUUAGGCUCCCGGAUCCUGAGGGAGUCGUUCGGUAUCAUAGCAUAGUCACGUAUGGAUUCGGGGUAAGCAGAGUAGCUGGCGAAUACAAAGUGGUUCGAGUUUGUCACGACCAGGUUCUUGACCCGAUUAGCCAAUCAUGCAUAAGAAUUCCGCGGUCCGAAUGUCAGGUUUACACUCUAGGAACACGAUCGUGGAGAACCAUCAAUGAAAAUAUGCUGAAUUUUGCAUAUGGUGGCCGCUGUCGUUCUGUUGGGUUGUUUUUCAACGGGAAUGUUCAUUGGUUGAUUCAAGAUUUAAAUGAAGAUACUCAUGAAUUAAUUUCAUGUUUUGAUCUUGAGAAGGAAGCGUUUCGACCAUUCCCAUCUCCAUUUCCAGGGAGGCAAGGACUUCUGGUGAGUCUCGGAGUUUUACAGGAUCGACUGUGUUUAUGCGAUAAUACUUCGUUUUUAGAGAUCAACAUCUGGGUUAUGAAAGAAUAUGGAGUGGAGAAAUCGUGGACUCGAGAAUUUGUCAUCGGAAAAAUGACAGAGCUCAUUGGACCAACAUUAGAAGUAGUUUAUCCAUUGAAGAUUUUUAAAGAUGGUGUUAUUACGUUGUUAUGGGGUGACUUCUUUAUGAUGUAUUGUUGCAAUAAGAGUAGCUUCGGGCAAGAAGUCGAUAUGGAACAGUCAAGGGGGCCUAAUAGAAUCGAGGCAUUGCUUCAUGUUUCCAGUUUAUUUUCGCUAAAAAAAAUUGGAUUGGAGAAUGUUAAUAGCUUUUAA
Molecule: messenger RNA, 1119 nt
Organism: Fraxinus pennsylvanica
Lineage: Eukaryota; Viridiplantae; Streptophyta; Magnoliopsida; Lamiales; Oleaceae
Source: the annotation of a GenBank genome assembly